Messenger RNA from Dendroctonus ponderosae (mountain pine beetle), 2137 nucleotides. RefSeq lists its product as uncharacterized. The record is from RefSeq and is a predicted model, not a curated record. NCBI's taxonomy places the organism in Eukaryota, Metazoa, Arthropoda, Insecta, Coleoptera, Curculionidae. Bases 271 to 1314 code for a protein of 347 amino acids. The transcript is spliced from 2 exons.
UGCGCUUCAUUUAAAGCCAACUUGCCUGUUUUGAAGAUAAUGUUUUCCAGAUAAACCAGUGUGCAAAAAUUACUUAAAUAAUUGAGACACAUUCGGCUCAUUGGGUUGAUUAGCCAAGUUAUUUGAAUCCCACUGUUAAGGAUCACAUUAGAGGCAUUGAAUGAAUAUUUGAUGUCGACCACCAAUCAUCCUGCCAGAAUUUUCGAUCAAAAUGACCGGUAAUCGAGCUGAAAGCGCUUCAGAAGCAUUCUCGUCGUUGCCAGCACUGGAAUGGCCAACAAUCACAUCGAACUCCUGCGAUACGCCAUAGUUUUAGUGCUAAUUACCGGGCUGGGGUUAUCAUUGUAUGGUAGACAUGGUACGAUCUAUCGCACCGAGGUACCCACAAUCAUUCUGAUCGAUUACGCCGUGCUCUUCCUGCUGGCCGCCUCCAACUUGGCCAGUGCACUAACACUGUGCAGAAAAUCAUCGGUGUCCAAAUUCCAACUGUUCCAUCAGCCCACCAAAUUCGUCACUCGAUCAGCCUACAUGUUCUUUGCUUUCGGCCUGAUGAUUGCAAGUGGUGCCUGCUACUUAUCGGUAGCUGGAUGGGCGUUCUACAAGUAUCACAUCUAUCGAGAUGUCAAUUUCCUGUUCUACUGCGCCUUCAUCUACAAUUUACAUCGACUGGCAGGGAAAUUGUCCAAAGAGUUCCUGGACCUGAACCAGACGCUGGAAACUGUAUGCAACUUUCGGCGAUUCGACGUCUUCGCGAACGCUUUGGAAGUGAGCAGACUGAUGGCGAAAAGACGGGCCUUGAAAACUGUGCGAGAAGUUUCAAGGAGAAUGAACAAGUUGUUGAGUUUCAUUGAGACUCUAAACCGUACGUUUGCUCCCAUGCUAAUAUUGGCUGUGAUGCAUUUGAUUGUUGGCAUGUUGCGAGCCGUAGUGAUUAUGGUACAGUAUGGAAUCAAACAGAAUACACUCAAUGGGAAUAAGGUCACUUAUUGGGUGGCUGUUAUCUAUCCCGGUUGGUUUUUAGCAUACACGUUCACCGUUUGGCUUUUGGCCUCUGCAGGACAAAAAAUUGAAAACCAAAUCUCCAGCACCAAUAAAGUAUGCUUCAACAUUAUAAAUGCUUCAUUAGAUUGGAAUGGUGAGGAGGAUCAGCAAAUCCAUAUGGAGCUUCUGGAGCUGCAUGAUUUAAUCAAAAGCCGACACAUUUCGGUCAAUGCCGCUGGCUGUUUUGAGGUCAAUUUCAACUUGAUCGGACUGACCUAUUCAGCGUUGAUCACCCUGUCUAUUUAUGCUGUAGAAUUUCUGCUCUAUUACUAAAAAUUUGUCUGGUUAAUUGAGUUGGUGCAGGGUAAACUUAUAUGCGUAACCAUUACGGUUUCUAUGGAGGAAUGUGAUCAAAUCGAUAUUUAAGCGUAAUGGAACUUGGAGACUGGCAGGUGCUUUGUUGGCCACCUAAUUUCCCAGAUGUUACCCUCAGUGAGAAUUAUUGAACAUACUCAAGUUCUGCACUGUGGAACCAACUAUGUGGCGCCAUUAAUGCCUUCUUGCAAUUUCCAAUUUUCUGAAUAGGAAGCUGAUUUAUGCAAACUACCUUUUAAUGACCGGAAUUUCAUUGUCUCAAGUUCAGGUGUUCCUCUGAGAAGAGGCUUUCAUCUACAAGGAUCUGAAAUUUAGGGUAUUCCUAAUGAGAUGUGGUUUCCUUAAAACCGAACUUCAGAAGCAUUUAGCAUUAACAUUUUUCUUCGAAUACUAUGCAAUAAUUACAGGAUGUGCAAUUGAAACAGCAAAUGUGUUGAAUUUGGAACCGAUCGAUGGUUCAUGUCGGGUUUGCUUGGCACUUACGUUCUUUGUCCAAUGGUCGGUUUCUUUAAGUAUUUGUCUUGGGCCAGCACAGAGCUUUUCUACAGGAAGUUUUAAGACAAAUUAGACAGCCCCAGGGGGUGAUUUCGCCUUUGGAAAAUUUAGUUGUUUUGUAUGAAACAUUAGACAAAUGGUUUAAGCAAAGCAAAAACUGUUACUGUUGGUGAAAGCACAUGUGGUUUGUUGUACGCUUACUUUUAUUAACUGAUGUUAUCAACUGUAAAAGCCAAUGUAAGUUUGGUUUAUUUAGAAAUUUAUUCAUUGGCGCUUUUUUAAUAAA